UUGGUUUCACCCACCCUUGGACGCUUUCUCAGGAACUGAGAGCACGCCAUAGGACAAAAUAUUGACAUAAUUAUGUGUAUUUCUAGCUACAUGAAAUAUUAGGAUUUUCUAUUACCUUUCAAUAUUGAAAGUCAGCAUUUACCCCAACAUCAUAGAACCACGCGAGACUGUGCUAGGUUACUGGUUUAUCAUCACCAUUUGUUUCGGCUGAUCCAAGCACUAACGUUAGCCACAACUGCCUGGAUAAAAAUAAGGCACUAGACACCCGACACAUCCAUCACUUUCUCUGCGGGCUCUAAACGCACUGUGGCUGGGCUGAAUUCUAAGGAGGAGUCCCACUCCCCGGUCCCCCCCCCUCUACCUCUACCUCCCCCCUCUGCUGUCCCCUCUUCUCUACCUUCAUGACCAGACUGAGGGAAGAGGAGAGGCUGGUGCUCAGAUGAUCCCGCUCUGGGCUGCCGUAACCAAAUUUGUCCAGACAGGGAAGACAUAAGUAGUGUCUCUGGAGGGCCCUGCCCAGUGUCCCCUCGGCCGCUAGCCUGGCAGAGUGCUCCGUUCCCCCCUUUGAUCCCCCGGCCCGUGAGAUGCCCUCUCCCCCUGACGAUGGAGAGGAUCAAGGACCAUCCCUCAUGAACGGGCCAUCUGCGGGCUCCCACCAGAUCAGUGGGAGAAGAAAGGUCCGCACCAAGAAGAAGAAGGGGACCAUUACGGCCAACGUGGCUGGCACCAAAUAUGAAAUCGUUCGGAUAGCGAUCAAUGAAAUGGCCUUCCUGAAAACCCGAGAUGAGGACGAGACAGCCAACCUCAUCUGGAGCGACUCGGCUGUGCAGCACGAGAAAAUCGCUGAUCUCAGGAACUACCAGAGAAUUAACCAUUUCCCUGGGAUGGGGGAGAUUUGCCGGAAAGACUGUUUGGCAAGGAAUAUGUCCAAAAUGAUCAAGAGCCAGCCUCAGGAGUACAGCUUUAUUCCCAAAACGUGGAUCUUCCCCGCCGAGUACUCCCAGUUUCAGAACUACGUGAAGGAGCUUCGGCGGAAACGCAAGCAGAAGACGUUUAUCGUCAAGCCUGCCAACGGAGCCAUGGGUCACGGGAUCUCCUUGAUACGAAACUGUGAGAAGCUACCGGCUCAAGCUCAAGACCACUUCAUAGUGCAGGAGUACCUAGACAAACCGUUCUUAAUGGAGGGCUACAAGUUUGACCUCAGGAUCUACAUCCUUGUAACGUCCUGUGACCCUCUACGCAUCUUCCUCUACAAUGACGGCCUCGUCAGGAUGGGCACCGAGAAAUACCACACACCCAACGAGGCCAACCUGAGCCAGCUGUACAUGCAUCUAACAAACUACUCCGUCAACAAACACAACGAGAACUUCGAGAGGGACGAGACGGCAGACAAAGGCAGCAAGAGGUCCAUUGGUUGGUUCACUGAGUUCCUGCGCAUGAAUGAUUACGACGUGGCCAAGUUCUGGGGCGAUGUUUCCGAGCUGGUGGUGAAGACUCUGAUAGUGGCUGAGCCCCACGUCCUCCAUGCCUAUCGCAUGUGUCGCCCGGGACAGCCACCAGGGAGCGACAGUGUCUGCUUUGAGGUGCUGGGCUUUGACAUCAUCCUGGACCGCAAGCUCAAACCCUGGCUUCUGGAGAUCAAUCGAGCGCCGAGCUUCGGGACCGAUCAGAAGAUUGAUUACGACGUGAAGAAAGGGGUCUUGCUCAACGCACUGAAACUUCUCAACAUCAGAGCGAGUGACAAGAAGCGUAACCUGGCCCAGCAGAAGGCGGAGGCCCAGAGACGGCUCUACGGCCAGGGCUCCAUGAAGAAGCUCUCGGCCGCCUCCUCCGAGGCAGAAAAACAGCGCCACACGCUGGAGCGGAGGAAAGAAGAACUGAAAGAGCAAUUGACUCAGGUCCGCAAGCAGAUCUCCCGGGAGGAGCAUGAAAAGAGACAUCUGGGGAACUACAGACGUAUUUACCCCCCAGAUGACAAGCUCCUCCUGGAGAAGUAUGAAAGCCUUCUCUCAGCUGCCUUUCAGACCUUCCUCGCCGGCCGAGCGGCCUCACUUCAAAAGGAAAUGAAUAAUCCUCUGAAACGAAUGAAGGAGGAGGACAUAUUGGACCUGCUGGAGCAGUGUGAGCUGGACGACGAGAAGCUGUUGGGGAAAUCGUCACGGCAGAGAGGACCCAAGCCCCUGUCCUCCAUGCCUGAGAGCGCCCAGACGCCGUGCGGCAGGAGACAAAGAGAGUACGGAGGCGACGGAGGAGACGCCAGUGGCAGCAGCGUCAACAACAGCAGCUCUGAGGAGGGCCCUGAAGAGGAGGAUGACAGGGAGGAUGAGAGGGAAGGAGGGAAGACAAGGGAGAAAAAGAGUGUCUCUUACGACCUGGGAGAGAACAAGUAUAAGUCGUCGUCGGAGCGCUCAGGACGGGUUCACUGGAAACCUCUGAUGAAGCCGGUCAAGGCCGGCCUCUCUGCCUCCUCCUCCCCGACCCUCUCUGGGCCAAUCAGACGCUCCAUCUCCUGCCCGCGUUCUAUAUCCUCCCUGGCCGCCCAGUCACCCACCAAUGAGACACGAGGCUCGCUGGCCAGGCCCUCCGUUCCUGCGGCGACGGCCCUCGUUAGGCCAAGCUCCGCUUCUCUGCGCUCUCAUUCGCUCAGCCGCAGCGGCUCCACCCACAGGGUGCCGCACAGUAGUAGUCUAGGUACCAUCCACGCUAACAUGGGUGAUCCCGUGCUGAUCCUGAGGAGUAAAGACCAGGAGACAGAGCUGACAAGACAGAGCCUGGCCGCUCUCAGCGCUAUGAGGAUCCGCUUCCCGGGGAAGACUGAGGAGGAGGCAGAGGCCGUUCUGGAUGAGAUACUAGACAACUGGAAGUACCACAAACCCAAAGUGGCCUCUUACUGGCUGGUAAAGUUGGAUUCCACCAAACAAAGGAAGGUUCUGGACAUCGUCCGUACCAACGUACGCUCGGUGCUGCAGCGGCUUUGGAGGGAGCCCGACGUGGACAGUUUACAUUUGUAUCGCCUUUUCAACCGCGUCUUUAACCGACUGCUCUGGAGCCACGGACAGGGCCUGUGGAACUUGUUCUCCAACACUGGAUCGUCGUGGGAGACCAUCUUCAGUAAGAGCAGCGAGGUGGUGUCGCAGCAGGAGCUCCAGUGUUGCCAGAGGCUUGUGCAGCUGUGCAGGGACUGCCUCCUCGUUGUCUACAAAUUUGUCUCCGAGUCCCGGGGCUCGCUCACCGGCCUCAGCCCCGAAUGGGACGACACUAGGUAUCUGCUGCCAGUGACCUCCCAGUUCAUCAUGAAGUGGCCUUCAUCCAGCUUCGGCCAUGUCUCCUCGGCCAUGCCGCGCUCACGCAGUCUGUUCACCACCCGGAUGGGUCAGUUCUGACUGACCGCCCAGGCCCACCCUCAUGAGCUGUAACCCCCAGCCAAUCCCUCCUCCCCUCCACUAACCAGUUGAGAGGGCUGAACUGGUGGACCUUGGACCCCACAGCGGCCCCACAAAGGCCAGAGCAUAUGGGUGAGAUUAGUGACACCCUUGCUCAGCCCAGAACACUCCAAUGUUCCAACAGGACUCUUGAUCUGAGCUCCACUUAGUGUCAGACAAUGGGUCAUUCUCAUGUGCCCCGACCCAGUCUUUCUCUGUCUCUCUCGAUCUCGCUUUAUCUCUUUCUUUCUCUCUCUCUCUCUCUCUCAUUGUACCUUACAUUGCUGUAGUAUAUCCGCUCACUGUACAGUUACAAGUCAAAGUACUGUAAAGGAAACAGAACAAGGUUUCUUACAUUUAUUUUGUCAAAUGUUCCAUGAAUGCAGUGAAUGCUGACGCAGUGUGCAGAUGGAAUGAGAUUAACAGGUUAUCCCUUUGUUGAGAAAAAAAUAAGCUUUUUUUUGCUGGCUAUGAAAAUUGCUAAAUGUAUUUUAUUUAUUUUUUAACUUAUUUCAAUGUGAUGCUUUAGUUUACAUUGUUUUAACAGUCACUUUAUGUUCCUGUCAAUACAACCCAAAGUACAGUUGAGCGAGGAAAGCCUAAUUUAUUUAAAACAAUUGGGUCAAUUGCAACCAACAGGUAGAACGUGUAGCUGCAGGUUAGCGCUUGAUUUCUUAAAACGCUACUAACGGGAUAUUACAUGCACUUGCGAGUUAAAACAAACUAGCUUGCAACCAAAAACCCACCAGGAUAAACCAGCAGAUCAGUUGAAUUAAUCAAUAUUUAUUGUAAGAAUAUAUACCCAGUGAAUUGUAAGAAAGGGACGUAUAGUACAUUACAGUAGAGUACUUAACUGCAACUACACUAUUCUGCACUCUACUGAGAUAUACUCUACUCGAGUACAGUAAAGUAUAAUACAGUACAUUAUAGAAGUUUAUGUUUGGGCCACAUUAGAAUAUAAUUUGUAAUUUGACAUACCUUGAUUAGACUCUUAAUUUAAUAAAAAUAUAGGUUUGUAAUUAACAAAAUCAUGAUUGUUUUGAUUAAGUUGAUUUUAGUUCAGGAAUAGUUUAUUUUCCCCUUUUGAUAAGAAAUUACCAUACUGUAUUAAGACAAGUUAUUAAUGGAUUAAAUAUUGGAAAUGAAAAGUAAGUAUACCAACACAAGCUUCACAUUAAUAAAAUGUAUAGUGUAAAUUGGCACAGUAGAUUAUCGCUGGUAAACGAGGAAUUACCUCAUUGCAGUUGUACGGAAUGAUUGUCAGAUAUUUAAAUCUGUGCUUAAUCUGCUCAAAUAUUAGGUUUAAUUUAUACCGAAGAUAAUACCCAGAGGGCUAAAUAGUCUUGAAAAUGUUUUGCAGCAACCAGGACUGAAAGUUAACAUCGCAUCAGCUUUAGGGAGGGGUAAAAUGGCCGCCAAUAGUGGUUGCAAUUGAGAUUGGCAGUGUGGGUGAUUUUAGGGCAUUUUAGGGCAUUUUAGGGCUUUAACGAGAGCGUGCUCAAUGUUGGUUGCAGUUGACCCUUAAAUGUUUAACUAUAGCUUAUAUUUUGGGUCUGUAUUGACAAGUGCAGCACAGUAUAGCCACAGAGUGUCUAGAAUGUUUAUUUCCAACUAGCGAGCCAAGCAUCCCUGCUACUUAGUGAAUGAGUUGACUUUGCAGCCUCACCGCAGGGAGCCAAAAUGGAUUCUCGGAUAUUGUCUUGUUGAAUAUGCACCUUGCAGUAUAUCACAACGUGGCCGGGUACCAGGUCAACUACAUUGUUGACUACAUUGCAGUCGUCUGCCAUUUCUCACAACGUCUGGAUAGGUGUUUAUAGAAAUCUGACGCCCGACUGGGAAGUCGUUGACAUGGCAAGCAUGGUUGCUGCGUGCAGCAAGACUGCAAUAUAGGUGAUUUGGAACAUGACCAAUGACUUACUCCACAUACUGCUUAUGAUGCUGUCAGCAGUAGUUCUUGCAUGCAUAGAAUAUAGUUCUACACCCAGACGUUGUCCAUAGACAGAACAACUGCAUUAUGGGAAAUACUUGAAUUUUUGUGUUGUUAAAUCUUUUGGUCUGCGCUCGCAUUAAAUACACUAAUUUAGAUUUUUGGGUAUCUUAAACUACAUAUACAGUACCAGUCAAAAGUUUGGAUACACCUACUCAUUCAAGGGUUUUUCUUUAUUUGUACUAUUUUAUACGUUGUAGAAUAAUAAUGAAGACAUCAAAACUAUGAAAUAACACAUAUGGAAUCAUGUAGUCAGAAAAAAGGGUUAAACAAAUCAAAUUAUACUUAAUAUUUGAGAUUCUUCAAAGUAGCCACCCUUUGCCUUGAUGACAGCUUUGCACACUCUUGGCUUUCUCUCAACCAGCGUCACCUGGAAUGCUUUUCCAACUAUCUUAAAGGAGUUCCCACAUAUGCUGAGCACGUUUUCUGCUUCGCUUCACUCUGCAAUCCAACUCAUCCCAAACCUUUUCAGUUGGGUUGAGGGUGGGUGAUUGUGGAGGCCAGGUCAUCUGAUGCAGCACUCCAUCACUCUCCUUCUUGGUCAAAUAGCCCUUAAACAGCCUUGAGGUGUGCUGGGUCAUUGUCCUGUUGAAAAACAAAUGAUAGUCCCUAAGCGCAAACCAAAUGGGAUCACUGACAGUGUCACCAACAAAGCACCCCCACAGCAUCACACCUUGUCCUCCAUGCUUCACGGUGGGAACCACACAUGUAGAGAUCAUCCAUUAAUCUACUCUGCAUCUCACAAAUCAUCAGACCAAAGGACAGAUUUCCACCGGUCUAAUGUCCAUUGCUCAUGUUUCUUGGCCCAAGCAAGUCUCCUCUCCUUAUUGGUGUCUUUUAGUAGUGGUUACUUUGCAACAAUUCGACCAUGAAGGCCUGAUUCAUGUAGUCUCCUCUGAACAGUUGAUGUUGAGAUGUGUCUGUUACUUGUACUCUGUGAAGCAUUUAUUUGGGCUGCAAUUUCUGAGGCUGGUAACUCUAAUGAAAUUAUCCUCUGCAGCAGAGGUAAUUCUGGGUCAUCCGUUCCUGUCCCGGUCCUCGUGAGAGCCAGUUUCAUCAUAGCGCUCGAUGGUUUUUGCGACUGCACUUGAAGAAACUUUAAAAGUUCUUGAAAUUUUCAGAAUUGACUGACAUUCAUGUCUUAAAGUCAAUGAUGAACUGUCAUUUUUCUUUGCUUAUUUGAGCUGUUCUUGCCAUAAUAUGGAAUUGGUCUUUUACCAAACAGGGCUAUCUUCUGUAUACCACCCUUCCCUUGUCACAACACAACUGAUUGGUUCAAACGCAUUACAAAGGAAAUAAAUUCCACAAAUGAACUUUUAACAAGGCAUACCUGUUAAUUGAAAUGCAUUCCAGGAGACUAACUCAUGAAGCUGGGUGAGAGAAUGCCAAGUGUGUGCAAAGCUGUCAUCAAGGAAAAGGGUGGCUACUUUGAAGAAUCUCAAAUAUGACGUUUAUCACUUUUUUGUUUACUACAUGAUUCCAUAUGUGUUUUUUCAUAGUUUUGAUGUCUUCACUAUUAUUCUACAAUGUAGAAAAUAGUACAAAUAAAGAUUUGUAGGCUUUUGACUGGUACCCUAUGUGAUGUAUCACAUAUGGAUUGUAUGACACAUGAUUUAGUGUGUGACAUUUAUGAGUGGGGGGCAAAAGUGGUUGCGAUAAUGUAAUUAUGUCAUUGGCACCUCUGAUGUCAUACUUGUUGUCAGAGAUUGGAACUAAAAUUAUCUUCCAAUCGUUCCGAGCAGAGCGAUCCCAAAUGAAAAUAAAGUUCUGAACCGAAUCGAACACAUAAAAGUAAUGGUUCUAUAGUUCAUAUAUAAAUGGAACAUGGGAAAUCAACUUUGUUUUUACAUUCAGCUCAUUAUUUUACUCCUCCAAUUAGCGCUGAUAGUGUAGCUCUGGAAAGGGUCAAAUACUUUUGACUGGUCAGAUAAAUGCAGGUGCGAGAUGUGACGGGUGGGGAGAGAGCAAGAGAAGAGGGGUGGACAUGGAGACAGCUUGGCUUGAAGCGCUCACAUCAUUCACAUCAUAACGUGAAUUGGAAUAUGUUUAGGCUAUUAGUAGCAUUAUAACAUCACCAAAUUACAGAAUUAUAUACUAGACUUUAGGAAUAUUUUUUGAAGUAAAAAUAACAUUAUUAAAUGUUUUUCAAGAUUUAUAGAUAGCGGUUCUGUUCCGGAACACUGGAAAUCAAUUUCGUUCCUGGUUCUGUUUCCGUUCCUCUGACAAUGUUGUUUGUUUUCGGUUCUGUUCCCUGAACCGGUUUGAACCCCUGUUGGUUGUAAUAGGAAGUUUUGUAAAUGUCUUGUUAUGUAAAACAAAUCUUACCAAGAUAACAACAAGAAUAUGAUUUAUUUUCCAUGACGUGAUAUCGUCAUGAGAAAGACAUCUUUACCUGGUUGUAGACAUUCUCAACUAGAAAAUGACAUCAUUAUGAUGUCACAUGUCCAUUUUUGAGUCUCUUUGGCGAUUCUCUGUAAGUCGUACUGUUACUGCAGUGCUUUGCCUUGCCCGAGAAGCUGCCAUUUCGUGUUUUAGCAGCUGUGUCCUAUUUCCCACUCCCGCAGGUACAAGUGCCAGUGCAAACAGUGAGGUGCCAAUACACCGCAUAUCCAUUCACUAAUGUGUUCCAUUGGUCUUUAAUUAAGGUUAAUUAAAGUUAAUAUGUGAUCAAUUACAGUAGAAACCCUCAUUAGGAACUAUUUAAAUGUUAAUAGGGAGAAAUGCAGUAUUACGUGUCUAGGCUAGAUUGUGUUACUUUUCUCACAUAAUUUAUGGGUUCGAUUUUCAACGGUAAUAGGAAGCAGUCAGACUUCAUGAUAAAGUAUACUGUAC
Messenger RNA from Oncorhynchus kisutch (coho salmon), 8241 nucleotides. RefSeq names its product tubulin tyrosine ligase-like family, member 7 (gene ttll7). Gene Ontology annotation, biological process: microtubule cytoskeleton organization; protein polyglutamylation. The record is from RefSeq and is a predicted model, not a curated record. Lineage: Eukaryota; Metazoa; Chordata; Actinopteri; Salmoniformes; Salmonidae. Gene Ontology annotation, cellular component: ciliary basal body. Gene Ontology annotation, molecular function: tubulin-glutamic acid ligase activity; tubulin binding. The transcript is spliced from 21 exons. The coding region runs from base 585 to 3383 and encodes 932 amino acids.